AUGGCGGAGGUUCCGGAAAACCAGAAGAUUGAAGAGGUUCUACCGACAAUCAUCAAUCACGACUUCGCAGCAACUGCUCAGUCUUUACUUCCAGAUCUGUCUCAUUCCAGACACGCCCCUGUGCGCAUAGUUCGCUUCGCAGACGAUGAUUCCCAAUUCUUCAACGUGAAGCCAGUCCUUGAAAGUGAGAUUGGAUUACUUUCCACUAAAUUAUGGGGCAAGGGGACCCAAUUCAUCCUAGACUUUGGUCUGCAUUUGGUGGGCCAUGUAUCUUUUCGCAUCGAGGCCGAGGGUUUGAACAUUGAUGCGCCAUGUCGCCUGAACCUCACGUUUGGGGAAUCGCCAAUCGAUGUGAUAGAAGACAUGACAGGCGUUGAUACCUGGAUCAGCACGAGCUGGCUGCCAGAUGAAGUCAUAAACAUAGAUUUUAUGCCAGAGGACGUGGCAUUGCCCCGUCGAUACGCUUUCCGGUACCUACGAGUCCGCAUUGUCGAUACUUCACCAAAAUAUAAGGUCAAGUUUUCGGAGUUCUGCUGUACUGCCGUUAGCUCAGUCGCUUCUUCGACGCAAGUUGAGCUCUAUGAUUAUCAUGACCCCCUUCUCAACACCAUCGACGAAAUAUCCAUGUUAACACUAAGGGAUUGUAUGCAAACGGUCUUUGAAGAUGGACCACGUCGAGAUCGCCGUGUCUGGAUAGGCGAUUUGCGCCUGCAAGCUCUCACCAAUUACCACACCUUGCGCGACUACAACCUUGCGAAACGCUGUUUGUACCUCUUCGCUGCAGUACCACGCUCUGACUCUUCUCUCCCAGCUUGCCUGUUUGAGAAGCCAGUGCUCAUUCCAGCUACAGAUUACAUUGUUGAUUACGACACACUUUUUGGUGUCAUUGUCUAUGAUUAUGUUGUUGCGACAGGGGACCUUGCCACUGGUCGCGAAUUGUGGCCCACUAUCCAGGGUUCUCUUCUCAAGGCCAUCUCACAUGUCGAUCCAGAAACCCAUCUCUUCGUCUCCUCAAAGACUACUGCGUGGAAGUUCUUGGACUGGGCCGAAAAUCUCGACACCUCGGCUGGGUUACACGGCCUUCUCUUGUACAGCUUGGAACGUAUAAACGCCCUUGCAUCCCUCCUUUCCAUCUCUCCACAACCCUAUACGCAACUCAUCUCACAAUUGAGAGAUGCUGCAUCGAGUUUUAUCUCACCACAUUCACAACUCUUUAUUUCUGGGCCACAUUCUCAGAUCUCCCUCGCCUCCGCCGCAUGGCUCACCCUAUCGGGGGCGUUCCCAGUAGCGACGUGUCGCAAUGCCCUUCUCGGUGCCAUGUCGCAUCCAGACACCAUCACACCUUUGACACCGUAUCUCUACCACCAUAUAGUCGAUGCGUUAGCAACUGUGUCUCUCUUCUCCGAAGCUAUAGAUCUUAUAAAGAAAUACUGGGGUGGCAUGGUUAAUGUCGGUGCCGACACUUUCUGGGAGUGUUUCGACGAGACCGAUGCCAGGCGAAGUCCAUAUGGGGAUGUUCGAAACAAUAGCUUCUGUCAUGCCUGGAGCUGUUCACCGAGUUGGCUGCUAAGAGUUAGGUUGAGUGAUCAUCUACGUGCAGAAGUCAAGGAGGGCGUGAGUAUCGAAGAGCUUGAAAGAAGGCAUGUCCAGAGGACGUCUCCAAAGAGACGGAAAAGGCGAUUUCGUGACAGCCCUGGGGGCUCGAGUGCUCUAGAGCCCCAAGCAUCGGUGCAUCUCCAUAUCCUACCCGCCAUCAACGGUGGCCCCAGAAACGGUCAUCUGGACGCAGAAUGGAAUCAGACCGGAUAUCAGCCUUCGCGGUCGUCUCAAACCCGCGACCUAACUCGGCUUGAUGAGAUACCUGAAGGUUCUGAUGCUCCAGGACACAACGCGGUGGCGGUGGCAAGCACACGACCUGCUGCCGCUCAGAGAGGCACGAUUUCCUCUUCAACAUCACGCUUACAAGCCUGUGCUGUGCCACCGACUGCUGAUGUUGUCGACGAUGUGUCUGGGGACGCAGGCAUGGCGAUCCCGCCAGCUCCAGCGGUGAGCUAUCUCGGCAAUAAUGGUAUUCUGCAGAUUUUCGCUCGAGAUUCUCACAGGAUUGCCACUAACGAUGCUGCGAACGUGUCGUCCUCAUCAACUGGUUUGGAGGAUAACCUUCCUCCACCGGAGCUACAGCAGAGUUUUGCUGAUACGUAUUUUAAUCACUGCUGGCCAUGGUGCCCUGUACUCGAUAAGGCAACAUUCUGGCAGAAUUCCGAUACAAUGCAUUCUCCCUUGCUGGUUAACGCUUUAGCACUUCUGGGCACUCAGAUUCGGCCCCCGAUCAUACAACAUGCAACAGCUGCUGAAUAUUAUAACCGAGCAAAAAUGCUCUUUUAUAUGGACCAAGACAGUAACCCUAUCGUUUGCCUCCAAGCCAUUAUGCUGUUCUACUGGUGGGCACCACGUGGACCCUCACAAGUGCAUAAAGAUGCUGCGUGGUGGUGGACUGGUAUCGCUAUCAAGUAUGCUCAGCAGGUGGGGCUUCAUCGGGAGCCCAAGAACAUACAAGACGUUGGGGGCGAAGCAAUGCAAGGACUGCGAAGAAGGAUCUGGUGGACGUUAUUCGCUCGAGAACGCUUGACUUCGAUCUGUCAAGGACGGCCUUGCACCAUCAACCCCAAAGACUGUGAUGUUCUCGAACCUACCGUUGCAGACUUCGGUCCGUCCCAUUCCACAGAUCCCCGAGCAGAGAUUUUCGUUCAUUGGGUUCGACUCUGCGCCAUUAUUGGUCGCGUAGGCCAACACUUGUCUCAUAGCCCAGAACAAGCAGCUUUUCCCGCACCUCUUGCUGAAGAACUUGUCAAGUGGACUCAGAACCUUCCCUCCCACCUAUCUCUGUCGACUAUCUUUGAUCGCGAACAAACCUUUGAUCGGGACGUACUAGCCUUACACCUGCCAUACCUCACCACCGUUACUGUUCUUCAUUUGAAUUGGUCCACACAGCAUCCAUCACAACCAUGGCCGGAAGCCUACACGGCCGCAGUGUUAUCAGCCUCUUGCGUCACUCACAUCUUCAAAACUCUUCUGGCCAGAGGCGAGAUCAAAUUCCUUGGAGCAAUCUCAUCCUGGCAUGUUGCGGUUGCGAUUGUGGCUCUGUUGUAUACACAAAGAAUUGAAGGCCUCGCUGAAAGUGGCGCCGAGGACAUCCGAGUUCUGAAAUUAACUUUGGGUGAGCUGGCGCGCAUUUGGCCCACUACAGAGAUCUUCGUAAAAGGGUUUGACAGACUGAAGGCAUUCGAAAACCUCCCAUCUGGUAAACAUGGUCAGGGAGCAACAGCGAGUGCGAUCGACCACCCUACGACUUCUUCCCCACUCUCCGACGUCGAUUGGUUUCAUGGCAUUGACUGGCGGAGCUAUUUUCCCAACGUUACGGUGCAUGUAUCUGGCAUCGCUGCCAUCCUACUGGCAGAACAACCAACUGGAUUUGUCUGGGAGGAUAUGUCCUGGUUAGCAGAUCCGGCAAUGCAUCUCCAGAACUUGUUUGAUACAUCAGAUGCUACCUUGGAUCCUUUCAUGGAGAACCUAUCUGCGCUCAACUGGUUGGGAGAGUGA
Messenger RNA from Exophiala bonariae, 3600 nucleotides. RefSeq lists its product as uncharacterized. NCBI's taxonomy places the organism in Eukaryota, Fungi, Ascomycota, Eurotiomycetes, Chaetothyriales, Herpotrichiellaceae. The record is from RefSeq and is a predicted model, not a curated record. Bases 1 to 3600 code for a protein of 1199 amino acids. Gene Ontology annotation, molecular function: DNA binding; zinc ion binding. Gene Ontology annotation, biological process: carbohydrate metabolic process; DNA-templated transcription. The transcript has 4 exons.